This is a messenger RNA of Dictyostelium purpureum, 1203 nucleotides long. RefSeq lists its product as uncharacterized. NCBI's taxonomy places the organism in Eukaryota, Evosea, Eumycetozoa, Dictyosteliales, Dictyosteliaceae. Gene Ontology annotation, molecular function: methionyl-tRNA formyltransferase activity. Gene Ontology annotation, biological process: conversion of methionyl-tRNA to N-formyl-methionyl-tRNA; biosynthetic process. Bases 1 to 1203 code for a protein of 400 amino acids. The transcript has a single exon. The record is from RefSeq and is a predicted model, not a curated record. Gene Ontology annotation, cellular component: mitochondrion.
AUGUUUAUAAAUAGAUUUAAAAUAAAUAAUAACCAUCAAAAUAAAAUAUAUUAUAAUUUAAAAUAUUUCAGUACCUCGCAAACUAUAAUAAAACCACCACCAUAUAACAUUUUAUUCUUUGGUACCGAUAAUGUCUCAUUACCAAUUUUAAAAGCAUUAAAUGAAAACAAAACCACAAGAGGUGAUAUUGUCAAAGAAUUACAGGUAGUUUGUCCAAAAUCAAAAAAGAGAGAAGAGGUCGAAUCGUAUUCAAUACAAAAUAAUAUUAAAAUUACACACCCAGACGAGGAAAAAGGAAUGAAAGGAUUUCAAGUGCCAACAACAGAAUCAAACCAACAACCAUUCGAUUUAGCUGUAGUAGUAUCAUUUGGUCACUUUAUACCAAAAUCAGUAUUAUCGCAAUUUAAAUAUGGUGGAUUAAAUAUGCAUCCAUCACUAUUACCUAGACAUAGAGGUGCCGCUCCAAUCUAUCAUACUAUUCUCAAAGACGACAAAGAAGCUGGUAUUUCAAUUAUCGAACUACAUCCAGAAAGAUUCGACUGUGGUAAAAUUUUAAGUCAAGUUAAACUAAACAAUUAUGAUAAUUCAAUACUAUAUAAUCAAUUAUUAAAUCAACUAUCAAAUUUAGGUACUGAAACAUUAAUGGAAACUCUUCAAGAUUUCCCAAAUAAAUCUAUGAACUCUUUUGAUCAACCAGAGCAAGGUAAAACACUAGCUUCAAAAGUAAAUAAAGAUAUAUCGAAAGUUAACUGGGAAAAUUCGACUCAAAAAGAAAUUUGGAUUCAUUAUAGAGCUUUCAGCGACAACAUUAGUUUACAUGGUAUGAUUUAUAAUAAAAAGUAUAAAACAAAUAAAAGAAUCAAGUUUAGAAAAAUGUUACCCCCACUUGGAAUUUAUGAAGCCCACGAUUUAGAAAAUAAAACUAUUUACCAAUCAUUAGAAACAGACUUGGAAAGCUAUUAUAAUCGUUGUGGUGGUAACUCUCAAAUACCUUUUGGAACCUACUUUUUAGAAACUGAUAAAUCAAAACCAUACAGCAAUAUUUUAUGGACCAAAUGUAAAGAUGGUUGGGUUGGCUUUACUGAACUUUAUGAAGAGGGCAAAAAGAAUGAUGUUAAAGCUCACGAAUUUAUAUUUGGUAAAAAUACAGUUUCAAUUAAUAAUAAUAAAGAAACAAUACCCCAAAACCAAGUGGUUAUUUAA